Messenger RNA from Clarias gariepinus (North African catfish), 963 nucleotides. RefSeq names its product succinate receptor 1-like. Gene Ontology annotation, biological process: G protein-coupled receptor signaling pathway. The record is from RefSeq and is a predicted model, not a curated record. Gene Ontology annotation, molecular function: G protein-coupled receptor activity. The coding region runs from base 31 to 963 and encodes 310 amino acids. Gene Ontology annotation, cellular component: plasma membrane. NCBI's taxonomy places the organism in Eukaryota, Metazoa, Chordata, Actinopteri, Siluriformes, Clariidae. The transcript is spliced from 2 exons.
UAUGUCAAAGCCAAUAGAGUUACCAGCACAAUGGACAACUGUUCCACUCUCUCCUCCCCACUGUUAGAGAAAUACUAUCUCUCACCUACGUAUGCUCUGGAAUUUACUAUUGGCUUCAUUGGCAACCUAGUGGUGGUGCUAGGCUAUAUCUUUUGUCUCCCUGCAUGGAAGUCCACAAACGUGUACCUUUUUAACCUGUCUGUAUCUGACCUCAUUUUUCUGUGCACACUACCUCAGCUGUCUUAUAAUUAUGCUAAUAACCAGACAAAUUUUAAUUCUUUUCUAUGUGUGCUUAAUCGCUACAUCCUUCAUGUGAACUUGUACUCCAGUAUCACUUUCAUGAUGUGGGUAAGUGUGGACAGGUUCAUGUUGAUGUGUUACCCGCAGCGAGACCACAUCAUGUUGACUCUAAAAACCUCGCUGUGCAUCACCAUAUUGAACUGGAUCUGGGUGAACGCUCAAAUAGCUCCCCUUAUUUUCUUUAUUAUUCAGGACUUGCAAAAAAAUGGUUGGAGAGUGUGUAACGAUUUUAGUAGUCUGGGUGUAGCUAAAGAAACUCUGAUCUACAACACAUUGCUUACCAUAACUGGAUAUGUCAUGCCGCUGGUGGGUUUGUUUCUAUCAUCACAAAAGAUGAUUUCAGUACUCAGGAAAAGAGAGGAGGUUCUUGGCACAUCCUUCCAAAGGCCAGUAAAAAUCACAAGGGCUGCAGCAAUCAUGUUUCUGGUGUUCUACUCACCCUACCAUGUAAUGAGGACUGUGCGAAUUGCAUCUCGGCUUCCUGAAUUAAACUUCUCACGGUGCAUCAAUGACUACAUAAAUUCAGCUUACAUAGUGACACGACCAAUUGCAUUUAUUCACAGUGCCAUCAACUGUGUGUUUUACUUCCUCAUGACAGAGAGCUUUAAAGAAGCACUGCAGCACAAGUGGAAGCAGCUUAAAAGAAUGCUAAAGGCUACAUGA